UUUCGAAUUCGUUGACAAUAAGUAAUUCGACUUAGUUAUUAUAUCAACCAUGUAUAAACAUUAGGGACUACCUAGAGUAUGAUCUUCCAUUUAUGUACAAAUUUUGGUCGUGUAAAUGGCUCUCUUUGGCGUUUGUUUGAAUAAAAACCGAGAGAAAUGGGACAAAGCAAUUUCUGAUGGUCGGCGAACUUUCGAUAAUAAUUACAAGAAACCAUCUGGUUAUAUGAUAAAGCAACAUGUAAACAGCAUUUUUUAAUGUUCUUUUUUCAUUUGAAAUACUCUUGAUACUUGGGAAAGAUAAUAUACAAAUUUCUAAACAUUGAAAAAAGUUUGUGUUGAUUGAUUCUUCUCUGAUUGAUUCUUCGACAUUUGAUAACUGCUCAAAAACCUUGCUAACCAACAACAGAAAUUGGAAGAAAUUGGGUUACUUGCAAGUCUAUUUCAUUUGUUGUUGUUUUAGUAUAUAGUAUCUCGGAUCCACAUCAGUUCUAUAGAAAUAUGUAUGUAUGUAUGUAUGUAUUAUGUAUGUAUGCGACGUUCACCUGAUAUUUUCUUUCUGUAAACGAGAUCUUCUGUUAUCGUGGCCUUGGAAGGGAUGCCAUGUCUAUCCCAACCAGGCUUUUUAAUGUAAUCAGUAGUUCUUAAAGGACCGAGUAAGAUAUAAAAUUAGCUUUAUACGUCUUAAAAGUGAUUUCCUUGAUAAUAUAACGAGAGGCAAUUGCAUUAAAGGAACCUUUUUACCAGGUUUUUAGCCACGACCGAUGUUUAAUCUUUACUUAUCCAGAGGGAAAUGCCAAAAGGAAGGAGAAAAUCUAUUUUUUUUUCUGGGUGGGUGUGGCAGCACACCUUUUCCUUCCCUAAUCUGUUAAACUUGACACUAAGUCUGUCUUUCUCUUGUUGUUUCAAACCUUGGACCUCUACUCUUCUGGCUCAAACCAGCUAUUUGGUGUUGUAUACAGGAUAAGAUAAAAGACUUUACUCAAUCCCGAAGGUGUCCCUCUUUUCUUGGGAAGGGGUGUUUCUCCUGAAAAGAGUGGCAUGUCUUUACAUUAGACCUAUGUCCACUCGUCAGGCUUGCUGAUGAUUAGGUAAGCAAUCCAAAAGCUUCUAUAGAUUCGUUGAUAAGGUCAAGAUACUAUGAUCAACAUGUGAAAUGAACAGUGGAAAUGUAGAUCAGCAGAAAUUGCUUUAAACAGCAGAAGCACAUCAGUAUCAUCAACACAUAGAAAUGAAGAUUGGGAUGAACAGUGGAAAAUAGAUCAAUAGCAAUUGACCAGAAGAAGGGGAUUGCAAGGAGUGCAAUGUCUUACAGUAUGCAGAAGCAGUACAUACCAGGGCAUUUUUUAACAUAUAAAGUGGUGGGGAAAUUCCCCACCAGCCCCUUUCAUUGCCCCACCAGUGGAACAUGUUUGCCCCACCACUUAAAUGCCCUUAUGAUUCGGUGACUUUUUUAAUUUUUACUUUAUUUGAGAAUUUGUGGAUGAAAUCUUCAUUGAACAGGUUUCAAAUCUCAAUUCAUUUUUCCCUGGAACUGCUGCUUCUAUAGGCGAUUCCCCUAGAAUAUUUUUGAAAGCCUGUUUAUCUGUAAAUUCUGCCUUUAUUUAUAUGCCCUUUUCUCAAAUGCCCCACCAGUGGAAAAUUCUUAAAAAAUGCCCUGGUACAUACAUCGUAGGUGUGAAUGCGAGAUGUCUUUAGAUAGAAAAAUUCUGUCGUUAAGAUUUUAGGCAGAGUGGGCAUUUAACAAAAGAUUCCUACUAAGAACUGGGGGAAGGGAAAUAACAUCAUUGGUACCAUCAGAACAAAAAAGAAGCAAUAUGAACUCAUUCGGAGACGGGCAGCGACUUCUGACAGUGAUGAAAUAUGAAAACGAGGUUUUUCAAAAUGGAUUCCCUUCUGAUAGGCAGUGCAGGGGUUGCUGCCUCAUCCUUGGUUUUGUGGUGGUUUUACAGAAACAAACGUGACUACUGUGAAGUCUUAGAGGAUCUGAAGCAGUAUCAAAUUGGUGAUGAGCUUACUAACAAAUUGGGGACAACACCAAAUAGCUCUAUACCAUACUGUUCAAUUAUUGGUUUGGUAAAAGGUGAUGAGACACCUUUAACUAGUACUAAUGCUAAAGAAUUUAAAGGUGUUAUCCUUGAGUCUAUAAUAGCAGAGCACAGGACUGAAUGGAAUAGUGACAGGAGAGAAUGGAAUGAUGUCCAACGCAUUAUCAGCAGUAACAAAAGCACAGUCGCAUUUUCCCUUGAAGGUGAGGACGGAAUAAAUAAAGUUGGGGUAACAGAACCACUAUGGGCAAAUGGUCUUUCUUUUGUGACAGUUUAUAAUCAUUUUGAGCCUGUGGUUUCAUCUUUGACUGACAAUCUCUUUGGUUUUGCAUCGGGGGACAAGCUCAAGGGAUAUGAAAGGACUGAACGAAUGUUACUAGAAGGAACAAAGUUGACAGCUCUUGGCAAAGUGCAGAUUGUAAGGGGAAAGACAAUUAUUGGCCCUCCUGAUGGAUCUUUGAAAUACAUACUGUCCACCGACUCACUUGAAAACAUUGUUCGUUCUGAGACAAAUUUUGCCAAACAUUUGAGAAGGUUCUCCAUUGCCCUCGCUGUUUUAAGCAGCACCCUUUUCACUGUUUGGCUUUGUCGGCUAUUAAGGAAAUGGUAUGUUGCAAGAAAACAAAGACUUGAAUUCGAAAAGCUACGCAAAGAAACUGUUGAUUCGGCAGAAAACGGCAAUGAGUGUGUUAUUUGCAUGGAAAGACCUCGCAAUAUUGUUAUCUUGAACUGUGGACAUAUCUGCGUUUGCAAGACGUGUGGCGAUGUGCUAGUCACGUGCCCUAUAUGUAGAGCACAGGUUGUUAAAGUCGUACCUACUUACGUCGUGACAUGAAUAUUGUGAUCCCACUUUUUAGAUAACUGUUUUUGUAGAUUCAUUUUCAUUAAGAAGACCAGACCUUUUUAUAGAUUAAUUUUCAAACGAGUUUUCUGAAAUGCAAACUGAAUCUUUAAAUUUUUUUGCGAUUCCUCUAUUGCAUAUAACAAAUGUAUAUAGUAACCGCGAGCUCAAGAGGAAUUUGGCAACAAUGAAUGCAUGUUCGCUCUAGGGUUUCACAUGCGUCCUCUUCCUUGUCUUCUUAUAUACAUCCUCGAGGAAAUGUUUCGAUAUGACUUUUUGAGUUGGAAAAAUAAGCUAUGUCAUUGGAACGUUAUUUUAUUCUUUUCACCUUCUCUUUAUUCAUUGUUACUAAUCUAAUCUGAUACUAAUCUAAAUCUGGAUAUGAAUGGCUCAACCGAAAGAAAAAAUCAAAUUUGAGCUAGAGCACCAUUUUUUGACAAUCGGAACCAACGCUCUUCUUCCGUGUUAAUUAUCGUUGAGCGAAAUCUUCCUAAUGUAAGUUAUAAUUUCACAUUUUGCUAGAGAAACAAUGUUUUUCAUUACAGAGUUUUUUUCAAUUUAAAUUUCUUUAUUUGGUGCAGGUUUCGUUUCCUUAUUCUUAUUCAGGUGGCUCAUUUUUAACAGCCAUUCAUAAUCUAGGGCGAAGUGCCAACACUGAAACAGCCUUGCUCAAUCAUUUCUAAGCUCUUAAUAAACGGGCAGUAUCAGGUAGCAAAUUUACCAAUGCUAAGAUCAAGAAAGACAAGUAAAACUCCAUUUCGAAAGCAAGGAAAUAUAUUUGCCAUCUAGAAGUUCUUAAUCGGAAAUUUCCAAACUUAUCGGCAAAUAAAGGAUGGCUCACCUAAUUGUCGGCAAAUGGCCCUUGGAAACCCCC
Messenger RNA from Rhopilema esculentum, 3760 nucleotides. RefSeq names its product mitochondrial ubiquitin ligase activator of NFKB 1. Gene Ontology annotation, biological process: organelle organization; protein ubiquitination. The record is from RefSeq and is a predicted model, not a curated record. Lineage: Eukaryota; Metazoa; Cnidaria; Scyphozoa; Rhizostomeae; Rhizostomatidae. Gene Ontology annotation, molecular function: ubiquitin-protein transferase activity.